Molecule: messenger RNA, 2175 nt
Organism: Malurus melanocephalus (red-backed fairy wren)
Lineage: Eukaryota; Metazoa; Chordata; Aves; Passeriformes; Maluridae
Gene: CA6
Product: carbonic anhydrase 6
Exons: 9
Coding region: 273-1907 (544 amino acids)
Molecular function (GO): carbonate dehydratase activity; zinc ion binding
Source: RefSeq, a predicted model, not a curated record
ACUGCCCCUCAAACUGCCACUCAAACUGCCCCAAACUGCCACACCACAGCCUCCCUGGGUCUGGCCUUGAGACCCUUCCAUGCAGCUCAGUCCCCAGACUCACCUCAGUCCCUGCUGACUGACUGAAAAUCCCCUCGKUCCUGAAAAUAAUUGCAAAUUUUAUCGCAAGUGGCAGGGGCACUGCGAGCAGAAGUGCUGAGGUUUCACUGCUCUGAGCUUUCUUGCCAAAUGUUUCAUAUUGCUGCCCGGCCCCUGAAGCCAACAGCCAAGCCAUGCUGCUUUUGUUGGAAACGUUGGUUCUUCUCCGUAGAAGGUCCGACACGGGGAUGCUGCUGCUGACCCUCCUGCUCCGCCUGCUCCUGGCGCACCCCGGACACUCCCACCAAGUGCCCUGGACCUACAAAGGAGAAGGAGAGCUGGACGAGGAGCACUGGGCUCAGCAUUUCCCAGACUGUGCUGGCAAGCAGCAAUCCCCCAUCGACAUCCAGAGGAGGAAAGUGAAGUACAACCCUCUGCUGCUGCAGCUGGAGCUCAGUGGMUACGAUGGGCCCUUGCAGGGGAACUUCACGAUGACCAACAAUGGCCACUCGGUYCAGAUCGAUUUGCCACCCACCAUGAACAUCUCCAGAGGGCUCCCAGGUCUCUACACUGCUGUCCAGAUGCACCUGCACUGGGGAGGGCUGGACCUGGAGACCAGCGGCUCUGAGCACACCAUCGAUGGCAUGAGAUACUUCGCUGAGCUGCACAUUGUCCACUACAACUCUGCCCAGUACUCGUGCUUCGAGGAGGCCAAGGACAAGCCCCAGGGGCUGGCGGUGCUGGCCUUUCUCUACACGGAUGGGCACUUUGAGAACACCUACUACAGCGAGUUCAUCUCCAAGCUGGCCAGAAUCAGGUUUGCAGGUCAAUCCACCACGCUGAGUUCUCUGGACAUCCAGGCCAUGCUGCCCGAGAAUCUGGGACAGUUCUACCGCUACCAGGGCUCGCUGACCACCCCGCCCUGCUCCGAGAGCGUCAUCUGGACCAUCUUCCACACCCCAAUCGUCCUGUCACACACACAGGUCAGUGCUGCCCCUCUCCAGCUGCUCCUUCCUCCACACAUUUCAKUUCCUGGCCUCCAGGGAUCUCGGGACAGCCUGACAGAGGAGCUCUCAGGGUAUUUCUCAUGCAGAGCUUUGCUGUUGAUCCCUCCAGCACAGUGCCAUCCGGAGGAACUGACCCUUAGGCUGGACCAAAUCCAGAGCCAGCUCCAGGACAUGAAGACAGAGCUGCUGCAUGGCCUGAGCCACUCAGGCACAAAAUCCAGCAGCUUUCCAGCUUUCUACUUCCCCGUGGAGAACAUUGAGAGCGUGGUGGAGGUUCACCCGCUCCGCGCCGUGUCCCUGCGAGCCUUCACCCUGUGCUUCUGGAGCAGAGCCCAACCCUCGGGCACCCAGACCAUCCUGUCCUACUCCACUGGGGACAGCGCCCACGAGCUGCUGGUGACGGUGGGGACAGAGCUGGGGCUGUGCCUGGGGGGACACUGGGUCAGCUUYCCCCUGCAGCACCAGSAGCAGCAGUGGCUGCACCACUGUGUCACCUGGGUGUCCCCAUCGGGCACUGCCAGCCUCUGGCUCAACGGAGCGCCUGGCAGAGCCAGGAGUGUCCAGAGGGGCUACAUAACCCAGCCUGGGGGCACACUGCUGCUUGGCAAGGACAGGGACACCCUGCUGGGGACGUUCUCCAAUGGUUUUGUGGGGUGGCUGGCUCAGGUGAACCUGUGGAGCCGCGUGCUCAGCGCUGCUGAGAUCCGGGCACUGGCGCUGUGCAGGGCAGGGCAGCUCCACGGGGACGUGGUGGCCUGGGGACAAACCCCCAUGGCCCUGCUCGGGGGAGUGCUGCUGGAGCCUGACAGCAGCUGCCAGUGAGCCAGCCUGUGCUCUGCUCUGCACUGAGAGAUUCCGAGCUGCUCAUGGGGAGAACCAGGAUGGUUUGCUGUUCCUCCUGCUCUGUGCAGCUCCCUGUGCAGCUGCCACUGCUCUGGGGUUUGAUCUUUGCAAAGAACUCCAGAGCGUGGCACAGCCCAGCACCCUGGACUGUCACCUCCCUYCCUYCCUCCCAGGGCACUGAUUUAGAUCCCCACACGUUUUCAUUCUGUUCUCUGGUCAAAGGCACCGCUUUCCCAAAUAAAAUGUC